Ambispora leptoticha is the source of this 207-nucleotide messenger RNA. Lineage: Eukaryota; Fungi; Glomeromycota; Glomeromycetes; Archaeosporales; Ambisporaceae. The record is from the annotation of a GenBank genome assembly.
AUGACCUACCUUUCAGUUCAGUUAAUUCAAAAAGACACUGAUUUACCGAAAGCAACUGACAAAAAGAGUCCGGUGCUGCCAAAUAUAAAGACUUGGCUGAAAUCGGAGGUUCUCUACGACUAUAAUCUGUUUAGCGUGUAUCAAGUUGACGACUUGAGAUUAUUAAGAGUGCAGCAUGCUCAUCAUAUGCAUAAUCAAGGGUUCUGA